CCUACCUGAAGAUUUGAUACAAGAUAGACCAAAACUAAGGCCCCAUGUUAUAGCUGUUUGACUAUCUCGGCCCAAAGAAAAAGUGGUUGGGGCUGACUUGUUGAGGCUCACGAACAUUCUGCAUAUUGGAGUUGAUCGAUGGGGAGCUGAAAAUGGAGAGAAACAGAAUUCUUCAGUUUUCUUGGGUUUUGCUGCUCACUACUAGGUAUCUUCAGCUUUAAGCCUUUAUCCCUGGCUGCUCCAACAUGUUUUGAGGUUGGAUUCUCAACACCGUUCUCUCGCUGUCUUUCUUCUCGUAUUAAUAUAUAUCCAGCGAUCAAGGCAGCUGCAAGUUCCCUUAAUCAAUAGUAAUAUGAUUGCUCUUCAUAGAGAUUGCUUGAGGAAUGUUUACCAUAAAGCAAGGUUUGUUAUUUCUACGAACCGAUUUUGCCAUUUUUCUUAUUACUCUGUUUUUUCUUUUCAUCUGAAUCCUCUUAUCAACAACUUUAAGCCUAAACAAUGCUCUUUCGGGUUUACCCAAAUUGACCCAUUAUCCAUAACAUCUCGCACUGCAAUUUUACACCAAUUUUAUUUCAUUUCUUUCUCUUCUUUUUACUCAACUAGAGCCCCAUCUAGAUCAUUUAGAAGAAGAAACAAUAAGAGAUUAAAAGCUAAUAGGAAACCUGUUCUUGAUCAAGCAAAAUUUCAGAGGGCCGUUUCACAACUCCCGCCUAGAUUCACUGCUGAAGAGCUUUGUAAUGUGAUAAAUCUAGAAGAAGAUCCUUUAGUAUGCUGGGAGUUAUUCAAUUGGGCGGCGCAGCAACCUAGGUUUAGGCAUCAAGUUUCCACUUAUCAUAUUACCAUAAAGAAGCUUGGUGUUGCUAAAAUGUAUGAAGAAAUGGAUGUUGUUGUUAACCAAGUGCUUGCACUUCAUUCUUUUGGUUCUGAGCCUCUUUAUAAUACCAUCAUAUACUUUUUUACAGAAGCUAGAAAGUUGACUAGAGCUGUAAAUAUAUUUAAGCAUAUGAGGAACAACAGAAAAAUGGAUUGCAGGCCAUCUAUUAGAACAUAUAAUAUUCUUUUCACGGCAAUGUUGAGUAGGGGAAGGGAUUCUUAUAUAAACCAUAUGUACAUGGAGACUAUUAGGUGUCUGUUCAGGCAAAUGGUCAAUGAUGGGAUUGAGCCUGAUGUUUUCUCAUUGAAUUCUAUGAUAAAAGGAUACGUGCUUUCACUUCAUGUCAAUGAUGCUUUACGAGUGUUUCACCAGAUGGGUGUGGUUUAUAAGUGUCUGCCUAAUGCUUAUUCCUAUGAUUAUCUUAUUUAUGGGUUAUGUGCCCAAGGUAGAACAAAUAAUGCUAGGGAGUUAUGCGAUGAAAUGAAGAAAAAUGGGUUUAUUCCUAGCAGUAAAUCAUAUAACUCCCUUGUGAAUGCUUUGGCACUUGCUGGAGAGAUAGAGGAAGCAGUACAUUUCCUAAGAGAGAUGAUUGACAUGCGGAAGUCUGCUGAUUUCAUAACAUACAGAACAAUUUUGGAUGAGAUUUGCAGAAUAGGAAGGGUUGAGGAGGCCAUGGGAUUGUUAAAAGAGUUGCAAGAUAAAGAUCUUGUUGAUGGACAUACUUACAGGAAACUUCUUUAUGCAAUGCAGAAUGACUUCGGAAGUUGAAAUUAUCAAAGCCAGAUCAGAAAUAUUCAAUGGCUUGGAGAUGGCUAGGGUUGUACCAAUUUUUGUCUCGACUAGUUCUGCUUUGCAAAGGUGUGUGUAAUCCACUGGAGGGUGCAGGGAAGCAGGUUGCUGGACUGUUGUUGAACUCAUGUACACAGCUGCUGAAACAAAGGGAAUGGUUCAUCUGAAUGUAUUUUGGCUGUUAUUAUACAUUGCAGUGAGCAGCCGGGAACACGCCGGAGAAUGGCCUGCAUGUUAUGCACCGGAUUCAAAUUAUAAUGUUGUUGGAUGGCAUAAUCCUGUUUUUGGAAUGAAUAUAUUAUCAGUUGUGUCUUGA
Molecule: messenger RNA, 1979 nt
Organism: Durio zibethinus
Lineage: Eukaryota; Viridiplantae; Streptophyta; Magnoliopsida; Malvales; Malvaceae
Product: Tetratricopeptide repeat (TPR)-like superfamily protein
Molecular function (GO): protein binding; mRNA binding
Source: RefSeq, a predicted model, not a curated record